GGCAGCUGGGUAAUGAGUAGGGGGAUGGAUGUUCCUGUCCUCUGUGGGAUCCCACGCAAGCCUCAGUUUCGUUCUCUGUAAAACGGGAUGGUUGUAUCUUCCAGAGAGCAGACUUAAGGGUGAGGCCCUGGGUUGAUAAGUGUGCAUGACCCUUAUCUAAGGCUAAAAAGGCAUUUGUGGGGUAGUGGAAGGGUGGCAGGGUCUGGACACUGGAGGUCUGUAUUGUGUGGUGCCCUAAAGGGCUUUUGUGUCUGUACAUUCCGUGGGGACAAUGUUAAAGGCUUUGGUCUGUAUUCCGGGGGAUCCUGUCCAGCUCAAAGUCCCCCACGUGGUGGGGAGGUGAGCUUAGAAUGGGGGCAGAAGGGUCAUCCAGGCCAGGCACGUGUGUGUCUGUGUGUGUGUUUGUGUUUGUGUGUGUGAUGGGGUUCUUGCAUUGGAGGGCCCAGCUAGGUCAUGGCCAGGCUGGAGUAUGUGGUGGUGGCGGCUGCAGAGUGAGACAACAGCCAUCAGGUGUGUGUGUGGGGGGUCGGCUGCCAGGGGUGGUGAUUUGCCCAUGUGGGGUGUGGGAGGUGGUGAUGUGGAUUUGUCUUUGGGAAGCCAAGCGAGCGUGGAGCUCGGCCCUGGGUGUGAAAUCUGAGCUAUCCGGGAGAGCAGUUUGGGAGGAGGAGCCAGGGCCGGUGAUGUAACCAACAGUGGAAAAGAGAAGGGGUCACCGUAGUGAAGGAUGAGAGGGACACAGCUGGGGGCUGGCAAAUUGGGAGUUCGUGUGCUGGAGCCGUGGUGUCCGUGAAGCCCAAGAACUGGGGUCAGCAACCUUGGCCAUGGACCAGCCGGCUGGCCUGCAGGUGGACUACGUCUUCCGGGGUGUGGAGCAUGCCGUGCGGGUAGUGGUUUCUGGGCAGGUGCUGGAGCUGGAGGUGGAGGACCGGAUGACGGCUGACCAGUGGCGGGGCGAGUUCGAUGCCAGCUUCAUCGAAGAUUUGACUCACAAGACAGGGAACUUCAAACAGUUCAACAUCUUCUGUAACAUGCUGGAGUCAGCCCUCACGCAGAGCAGUGAGUCGGUCACCCUAGACCUGCUGACCUACACAGACCUGGAGUCCCUGCGAAACCGCAAGAUGGGGGCCCGCCCGGGCUCCUUGGGCCCCAGGUCGGCUCAGCUCAACUCCAAGCGCUACCUGAUCCUCAUCUACUCCGUGGAAUUUGACAGGAUUCACUACCCGCUGCCCCUCCCGUACCAUGGCAAGCCCGACCCCGUGGUCCUGCAGGGCAUCAUCCGCUCGCUGAAGGAAGAGCUGGGCCGCCUGCGAGGGCCGGAUGGCCAGGCCACUCAGGACACCCGGGAGACUGAGAUCUGGCACCUGCGGGAGCAGGUGUCGCGCUUGGCGGCUGAGAAGCGCGAGCUGGAGUGCCAGCUGGGCCGGUCGCGCGAGGAGGCUCUGGCCGGCCGGGCGGCGCGCCAGGAGGCCGAGGCGCUGCGCGGGCUGGUGCGCGGCCUGGAGCAGGAGCUGCGGCAGGAACGCGGCCUCGGGCACAGGGCUGCGGGUCACCGCGGCCAGGACUGCCGCGGCCAGGACUGCCGCCGCCUGGCCAAGGAGCUCGAGGAGGUGAAGGCUUCGGAGCGGAGCCUGCGCUCGCGGCUGAAGACGCUCAACACCGAGCUGGCUCUGUACAAACGCGGGAGACGGACUCCGCCGGUGGCGCUGGCCCGGGAGGACCGGGCUUCGUCGUCCCGCGAGCGCUCCACCUCUCGUGGCCGUGUCGCCGCUCGCUCCUCGUCCCGGGAGAGCGGCCGCGGAAGCCGGGGCCGGGGCCGCCCUGCCCACCCCUCGCCCUCACCCACAGGUGGUCGCGCGCUCCGUUUCGACCCCACAGCCUUUGUGAAAGCCAAGGAAAAGAAGCAGAGGGAGAUCAGGAUGAAGCAACGGCAGCAGCAGCGGAACCGCUUGGGCAGUGGAGGAAGCGGGGACGGUCCCUCCGUCUCAUGGUCUCGUCAGCCCCGGCCCCCGGCUGCCGUGACUGGCCGAGGGGACGCAGCCAAUCGCUCCCGGAACCGCAACCGCAGCUCCUCCGUGGACAGUUUCCGCAGCCGCUGCUCCUCCGCCAGCUCCUGUAGCGAGUUCGAGGACUUCUCGGAGUCCAUCUCCAGAGGCGUUCCUCGCCGUGGGAAGCCGCCCAGCCCCACACCCUGGAGUGGGUCCAACAGGAAGUCCACCCCCCUGGAACGCAGCCACCAUCAGAGACACCUGGCCAACUCAGGUGGCUGGGUCCCCAUCAAAGAGUACAGCUCGGACCACCAGGCGGCCGACAUAGCCGAAAUAGAUGCCCGCCUGAAGGCCUUGCAGGAAUACAUGAACCGACUGGACACGAGGUCGUGACCGUGGAGAAGGGGGUACUGCCCCUCCACCCCCACCCUCUGCUGGGUUUGGCAUGGGGGGUGGGCCAGGGUGGCCUUCCAGCCCUGCCCAGGCUCCACCCCUCCUGGUGCUCCUGGGGUCUCAGGUGUGUGAGGCCCUGACCCCGUCCUCUCCCCAGGCAAGGCAUGCUGGGGGGGAGGAUAUGUGCAUUUUGUAAAUAAACAUUUAUGCCUUUGGGACCCCUCA
Microcebus murinus (gray mouse lemur) is the source of this 2603-nucleotide messenger RNA. Lineage: Eukaryota; Metazoa; Chordata; Mammalia; Primates; Cheirogaleidae. The record is from RefSeq and is a predicted model, not a curated record.